AUGUCCAACCCAACUCUCUCAAAGCAACAGCGCAUCCAAGUCUGGCGUGAAGAGGUAGCGGCCUCGGCAUCCCUAUGCACAUGCCCGCCCUCCUCCCCAGCCGCCUCCGCAUCCUCAACAAACAUCUCCCUCUCCGCGGCGUCCUCCUCGGCGUCCUCAUCUGCAUCCUCUCCGGGAGCGGGCGACGCCUUUACCUUCCCCCGUAGCGACAUCUUGCCAGGGCAAGGGACAUACUGCCCAACAUGCUCCCGCCUCGGCGCCCCGUCCGCUAUGGGUCUGGAGCCGUCGUCCGCCUACCUCGAUCAGACGCAACCCGGCGGGGUCCUGCCCGGUAGUCACAUCGCCCCGGGCAUCUUCCGCGCAAAGACGGCCAACAACGCACUCUUCCGCGGCAUGCGCAACUUUGUCCGCAAGCUCAGCGGGAGCAGGACAAGCGGGCCCAUGCCACCCCGCGGCGCCGAGGACGCAACCAAGAUGUACCGACGCGCAACUCUAGCCGGUUGGCCCACGGCCACGAAUACAGCACUGGCCGCCGAGGCAGCGGCAGCAAUGGCGGCAGGAGAUGAACCAGAAGCCGAAGACGCUGACUGCGCCGUUGACGAGGCGGACUCGGAGGGCCGGGGCCACGUGCCGAAGCUCAUCGCCGAGAAGCAAGCGAGGCUCAGGAGGGCCGAGAGGCUGCUCGCGAGAACGAACGCGGCCCGCUAG
Molecule: messenger RNA, 708 nt
Organism: Colletotrichum acutatum
Lineage: Eukaryota; Fungi; Ascomycota; Sordariomycetes; Glomerellales; Glomerellaceae
Exons: 1
Coding region: 1-708 (235 amino acids)
Source: RefSeq, a predicted model, not a curated record